Molecule: messenger RNA, 2992 nt
Organism: Helianthus annuus (common sunflower)
Lineage: Eukaryota; Viridiplantae; Streptophyta; Magnoliopsida; Asterales; Asteraceae
Product: calmodulin-binding receptor-like cytoplasmic kinase 2
Exons: 4
Coding region: 1418-2242 (274 amino acids)
Biological process (GO): protein autophosphorylation
Cellular component (GO): plasmodesma; plasma membrane
Molecular function (GO): transmembrane receptor protein tyrosine kinase activity; ATP binding
Source: RefSeq, a predicted model, not a curated record
GCUCACUUACUAAUCCCACUUGAAGACGUAGUAAAGGCCACCCACAACUUUGCUAAUGAUAACAUCAUCGGACGCGGUGGAUUGGGACAUGUAUACAAAGGACAACUCCAGCGGUCCGGAGAGUUGAUCAAGAUAUCUGCGCUGAGGUUAGACCGUAAGCACGGUGGAGGAGUCGUCGAGUUCUGGACGGAAGUUUCAAUGCUUUCAGAUCUCAAGCAUCCAAAUAUAGUCUCUAUUGUCGGAUUUUGUGAUGAACAACAUGAGAAGAUCAUUGUGACCACGUAUGAGGCCAAAAAUGGAAGUCUCAAGGAGCAUCUAAGCAACCCGAACCUCACAUGGACACAAAGAUUGAAGAUAUGUGUAGGCGUGGCUCGUGCUUUGAGUUACCUCCAUUAUGAUGAGGGACGCGACUAUGGUGUUAUACAUCUUAACAUCAAUAGCUCGACAAUUUUAUUAGACGAGAACUGGGAACCCAAGUUAUCCGGUUUUAAAGUUUCCAUCAAACAAUCGCUUAACCGAAUGGACCGGGUUAUCCUUUCUGAACCUAUUGGCACAAUAGGGUAUAUGGACCCAGAAAUUGAAAAGACAAAAGGGGUGACCCACAAGUCGGACGUCUACGCAUUUGGUGUGGUAUUAUUUGAAAUAUUGUGUGGGAGGAGAGCAUAUAUUAAGACGGGGGAAAAUAAGUUUCUAGCUGGAUUGGCCAAGUAUCAUUAUGAAAACGAAACGAUUCCAGAUAUAAUCCAUCCACAUCUAAAGAAUCAAAUGUCCAAAAAUCAAAUAUCUCUAAGUUCACUCAGAAAAUACUCAAAAACGGCAUAUUCUUGCUUAAAGGAAGAUCGAGCACAUCGCCCACACAUGCUCAGUAUUGCUGAUGAACUUCAAAAAGCAUUUGAGAAAGCAUUAAACUUUAAGCCGCGACCUGAAAAUUUUUUAAAGAACUUGGAACACUUGAAGAUUCAGCUCGAUGACAUAAAGUUAGCCACCAAUAGCUUUUCAGACACAUACAAAAAUUCUGAUAGCGAUGAUUACAAUGCUAGGUACACAGUAGAACUCAACCAUUUUGAUAAAGGAAUUCCUUCCUUUGUAGAAGAGAAGGGUAAAACUACACAACCCAAGAUACACAACACUGUACUUAUAAAACGCUUCUUUCCUCGAGAUGACGAGGACGAAGAAGAAUUAUUUUUUACAGAACUUGAAGUGCUUAUUACCGUUAAGCAUCCCAACAUAGUCACUCUAAUAGGAUUUUGUGUUGAAGGUUUUGAGAUGAUGCUUAUCGUGGAGAAAUUUGCUAAUGGAUUCCUUCAAGAUUAUUUAGGAAACGUGUGUACCUUGACUUGGGAAACACGUUUAAAAAUAUGCAUUGAUGCUGCUCAUGCAUUGAACUACAUACACUCUGGGAUGGAAGACAAAAAAAAUGAUAAUACAUGGCAAUAUAGCUAGCUUCAAACUUGGGUUGGACGAGAACUGGCGGACAAAGAUUGAGGAUUUUGAAUGGGCAGUAAUCUUGGCCCCCGAUAAAAAAGAUGAAACUCUGUAUAAAAGAACAUAUUUUGAGUCAGAGUACCACGUGGAUCCAGAAUAUGCGAAUACUGGGAAGCUAAAAAGAGAGUCGGACGUGUAUAGCUUUGGUGUAGUUUUGCUUGAGAUUAUAUGUGGAAGGCAGGCUCGUGACCAAAUUUACCUUAAGGAGAGUGACAAAGGGCUCGUUCAUGUGGCUAGAAAAAACUUCCGUAAUGGAACAAUAGAAGGCAUGAUAGAUCCUACACUAAAGGAAGACACCGAUAAAAAGAGUUGUAUUCCAAAUAGAGGAGCAAACAAGGAUUCUUUGCACAUAUUUCUAAAAGUUGCAAAUCAGUGUGUGUCAGAGACUCAAGACCAACGCCCAACAAUGAAAGUUGUUCUCAAUAAACUUGAGAAAGCAUUGGUCUUUCAGGAGGAGCAAGUACAACAAUUGGGUAAGGAUCAAGUUGUCGACAAACUUGAGAAAGCAAGGCAUGAAAUUCCUGUGGGGAAGAACUUGGAACACUUGAAGAUUCCUCUCACUCAUAUUCAAUCAGCAACCCAUUAUUUCUCAAAGAAAUACAGAAUUUCAAAUUUCGAAGAUGGCUAUACUUUCUACAGAGCAGAACUCGAGCAUUAUGAUAAAGAGAAUCCAUCAUCCAAGAGACACAACACUGUAGUUAUCAAACGCUACCCCCUUCUGGAAAUGAGUUCUAUGGAGAAACAGAGUUUCUCAUAGAAAUAGAAAUUCUUUCCGGUGGAGUUAAGCAUCCCAACAUAGUCAAUCUGCUUGGAUUUUGUUUUGAAGAGUCUGAGAUGAUCCUUGUCAUUGACAAUUUUUCUAAUGGAUUUCUUGGUGAGAAUUUGGGAAACAUCAAAGACAAGCGUCUUUUGAAUUGGGAAAACCGUUUGAAAAUAUGCAUUGAGGUUGCACACGCAUUAAGGUACAUUCACUAUGAGAUGGAAGACCAGAAGAUGAUAAUAAACCGUGAUAUAUGCAGUUACAACAUUGGGUUGGACGAGAAUUUUGGGGCAAAGAUUAUUAAUUUUUCGUGGUCUGUAUUCCUGCCUCCAAAUCAAGAUAACGAAGCUCUCUAUCCCAAAAUUCGUAUUGACAGACCAAGCUACAGAGAUCCACAGUAUGAGAAGACUGGUAAGUUGAAAAGAGAAUCAGAUGUUUAUGGUUUCGGAGUAGUCUUGUUUGAAAUUCUAUGUGGGAGAUUAGCCUAUGACCCAAUUUACAAGAAGGAGAGUGACAAAGGGCUGGCUUUUGUGGCAAGACGAAGCUUCAGCAUAGGAACACUAGAAGAGAUGAUAGAUCCUAUAUUAAAGGAAGGAAUUGGUGAAAUCAAAUUUGUUCUAAAUAGAGGACCCAACAAGGAUUCUUUGCACACGUUUAUUACAAUUGCACACCAGUGUGUGGCAGAAACUCAAGACCAACGCCCAACAAUGAAAGUCGUAGUCAAGGAACUUGAAAAAGCAUUAUUCU